Molecule: messenger RNA, 8639 nt
Organism: Pipra filicauda (Wire-tailed manakin)
Lineage: Eukaryota; Metazoa; Chordata; Aves; Passeriformes; Pipridae
Gene: PLCL2
Product: phospholipase C like 2
Exons: 7
Coding region: 621-3995 (1124 amino acids)
Biological process (GO): intracellular signal transduction; lipid metabolic process
Molecular function (GO): phosphatidylinositol-4,5-bisphosphate phospholipase C activity
Source: RefSeq, a predicted model, not a curated record
CAAUCCGCGCGGGGCCGGCCCCUGUGACUGGCGGCGCCGGGGAGGGGGGCGAGCCUGGAUCGCUCGCUCUGCCUUCCCCGGAGAGUUUCCUCGCGGGGGCGGUCGGGACUGCUUCUCCCCUGGGCUCUGCUGGUGUUUUCCCGCUGUUGCCGAGCAUUGGGCCGGGGAAGGCGGCGGCGGCGGCGGCGGCGGCGGCGGCGGCAGCGGCAGCAGCAGCAGCAGCAGCAGCAGCAGCAGCAGCAGAAGCAGAGAGCGAGGAAAGCAGCCACAUGAAUCAGUUUCUCUCUGUAUCCGGCUCCGGGCAGAGGCGGCGACCAUAGCGGGGAGGAGGGGAGAGGGGGAAAAGCGGCUACUGCAGCGGCGGCAGCCGGGGGCUCCCCUCGCCGCCGAGGUGCUGCGGGACUGGUGCUCGCCGAGCCGCCACCGACACAUUUCGUCCGUCCCCCCUCCCCUCCUGGAGCUACGCGGCCUCGGCUGCCAAAUGCGCGGAGGGGAGAGACUUUGGCUCAAAAUCCCCCGAUCGUAAAUAGAGAGAAAGCGGAAGGAGAGCCACCGCCGAGCGGCCGCGGGAGGAGGGGAGGGGGGCAGCGGCGGUGCUUCUGCCGUAGCCAGGGAGGCUGAUGGCGGAGUUUGGCAGCGGUGGCGGCACCGGCGGCGGGGGGCUGCCCUCCUCCCCGGGGCCGCUUCAAGGGAAGGUGGCCUUCAAGGCAGGAGAUGGGGAAGGAGGAGGAGGCGGCGGCGGCGGCGGUGGGAGAUCCCGCUUUGACAGUGCGGGCAGCCGGGUCUCCAACGGGGACUGUGCACAGCCGGGAGCCGGCGAGGAGCCGGGAUCAGCUCCUCCUGCAAGCCCGGAGAGCAGCAGCAAAGAGAAAGGAUUUUCCACCAGUCAACAACGAGAAGGCAAACCCGGCAUCCCCCGGAGGAGCAGCAUAAUUAAGGAUGGUACGAAACAAAAGCGAGAACGGAAGAAGACCGUGUCCUUUAGCAGCAUGCCGACGGAGAAGAAGAUCAGCAGUGCAAGCGACUGUAUUAAUGCGAUGGUUGAAGGCUCUGAGCUCAGAAAGAUUCGAUCCAACUCCAGGGUGUAUCACCGGUACUUUCUUUUGGAUGCGGAUAUGCAGUCUCUGCGCUGGGAACCUUCAAAAAAGGAUUCUGAAAAAGCAAAGAUUGAUAUUAAAUCAAUCAAAGAAGUAAGAACAGGAAAAAAUACAGAUAUUUUUCGCAGCAAUGGAAUAUAUGACCAGAUAUCAGAAGACUGUGCAUUUUCAAUUAUAUAUGGAGAAAACUAUGAGUCACUAGAUCUUGUUGCUAACUCAGCGGAUGUUGCAAAUAUUUGGGUUACUGGCUUAAGGUACCUGAUUUCCUAUGGAAAACAUACUCUAGAUAUGAUAGGAAGUACUCAAGAUAAUAUGCGGACUUCAUGGCUUUCACAAAUGUUCAGUGAAUCAGAUGUAGAUAAUUUGGGACAUAUACCCCUAUGUAAUGCUGUACAGUUUAUAAAAGACUUAAAUCCUGGUUUAAAAACUAACAAAAUUGAACUAAAAUUCAAGGAGUUACAUAGAUCCAGGGAAAAAACUGGUACUGAAGUAACAAAAGAAGAGUUUAUUGAAGUUUUUCAUGAGCUUUGUACCAGACCUGAAAUCUAUUUUCUGUUAGUUCAGUUUUCAAGCAAUAAAGAAUUUCUAGAUACCAAGGAUCUCAUGAUGUUCUUAGAAGCAGAACAGGGUAUGGCACAGGUCACAGAAGAAAUAAGCCUUGAAAUUAUUCAGAAAUACGAGCCAGCCAAAGAGGGCCAGGAAAAGGGUUGUCUUUCUAUAGAUGGGUUUACGAAUUACCUUACUUCACCAGACUGCCACAUAUUUGAUCCAGAGCAUAAAAAAGUUUGUCAAGAUAUGAAACAACCCUUGUCUCAUUAUUUUAUAAAUUCAUCUCAUAAUACAUACUUGAUCGAGGAUCAGUUUCGAGGGCCUUCUGACAUCACGGGUUACAUUCGUGCUCUAAAAAUGGGUUGUCGAAGCGUUGAACUGGAUGUAUGGGAUGGUCCGGAUAAUGAGCCAGUGAUUUACACAGGGCAUACAAUGACAUCACAGAUUGUCUUCCGUAGUGUGAUUGACAUUAUUAACAAGUAUGCAUUUUUUGCUUCGGAAUACCCUCUUAUUUUGUGUUUAGAAAAUCAUUGUUCUAUUAAGCAGCAGAAAGUGAUGGUACAACACAUGAAGAAAAUUUUGGGGGACAAACUGCAUACGCAGUCUCCAAACAUUGAAGAGUCUUAUCUUCCAUCGCCGGAAUCACUUAAAGGGAAAAUUCUGAUCAAAGCAAAGAAGCUUUCUGCUAGUUGUUCUGGACUAGAGGGAGAUGUUACAGAUGAAGAUGAAGGAGCAGAAAUGUCACAGAGAGUGGCGAAAGAGGGGGUAGAACAGCAAAACUCAAUGACUGGGAAACGAUUUCAGCUCUGCAAAGAUCUCUCUGAGUUGGUAAGCAUAUGUAAAUCGGUUCAGUUCAAAGAGUUUCAAGUUUCAUUUCAGCUCCAGAAGUACUGGGAAGUGUGCUCUUUUAAUGAAGUGCUUGCUAGCAAAUAUGCCAAUGAAAACCCAGGAGACUUUGUAAAUUAUAACAAGCGUUUUCUUGCGAGGGUUUUCCCCAGUCCUAUGAGGAUUGACUCUAGUAAUAUGAAUCCCCAGGACUUUUGGAAAUGUGGUUGUCAGAUAGUAGCAAUGAACUUUCAAACACCUGGCUUAAUGAUGGACCUUAACAUUGGUUGGUUUCGACAAAAUGGAAACUGUGGCUAUGUCCUUCGUCCUGCUAUCAUGAGAGAAGAAGUAUCCUUCUUUAGCGCAAAUACAAAAGACACCGUGCCUGGAGUUUCACCUCAGCUGCUUCAUAUUAAAAUCAUAAGUGGGCAAAACUUCCCUAAACCCAAAGGAUCAGGUGCCAAAGGUGAUGUUGUGGAUCCUUAUGUCUAUGUUGAAAUACAUGGAAUCCCUGCUGACUGUGCAGAGCAAAGGACGAAAACUAUGCAUCAGAACGGGGAUAAUCCAAUUUUUGAUGAAAGCUUUGAAUUUCAAAUAAAUUUGCCAGAACUAGCUAUGGUGCGUUUUGUAGUACUGGAUGAUGAUUACAUUGGGGACGAGUUUAUUGGGCAAUACACUAUUCCCUUUGAGUGUCUACAGACUGGUUAUCGGCACGUUCCUCUGCAGUCUUUAACUGGUGAAAUUUUAGCACAUGCUUCCUUGUUUGUGCACGUGGCCAUUACUAAUAGAAGGGGUGGUGGGAAACCUCAUAAGCGGGGCCUCUCUGUGAGGAAGGGCAAGAAAUCAAGGGAAUAUGCUUCUAUGAGAACAUUAUGGAUUAAAACAAUAGAUGAAGUGUUCAAGAAUGCUCUCCAACCUAUUCGGGAAGCUACGGAUUUGAGAGAAAAUAUGCAGAAUGCAGUAGUUUCAUUCAAAGAAUUAUGUGGCCUCUCCCCUGUAGCAAAUCUUAUGCAGUGCAUUUUGGCAGUGUCUAUGCACUUGGUUGGGCCUGAUAAUACACCCUUGGUAGUACUGAAUCUCAGUGAUCAGUAUCCGACCAUGGAGCUCCAAGGGAUUGUUCCAGAGGUCUUGAAAAAGAUUGUAACAGCAUACGAAAUGAUGAUUCACACCAUCAGAACUCUAGUUGAAAAUACAGAUAGCUUAUAUGAGAGGAUAGUACAGUGUCAGAAAGCGGCAAUGGAAUUUCAUGAAAACCUACACAAUAUAGGAGCAAGAGAAGGCUUAAAAGAAAGAAAACUGCAAAAAUCAGUUGAAAGUUUUACGUGGAACAUUACAAUUUUAAAGGGACAAGCUGAUCUUCUCAAAUAUGCUAAAAAUGAAGCACUGGAGAAUCUGAAACAGAUCCAUUAUGCCACUCUUUCGUGUGGACUCAAUAAGCGAGGCACUGAAAAUGCAGAAAUCUCAAAGCCUCGUCGAAGUCUGGAGGUCAUACCUGAAAAAGCAGGUGAUGAAAAUGGAGAAUGAGAGAAGGCUCUUCUCGUAAUUUUGGAGUUUAUAACUCUGUGACCAAUUGUAGCUGCAUAGGACAUUUGCUUUGCACUUACUGUUGGAAAAUAUUUGGGAUUUUUAAAGCACAACUGGAGAAGCUAAUUACAAUCUGUUGAAACUGUGAAUGUAUGUAGCAACUCUGCUUGUGAAGGCAAUGACAUUGUGUAACAUGGAAAUUACAUUAUUGGCCUAAAUAUAACAAAUAUAUGUAAAAGAUACUGUAAUUCAGUAAUUGUGUGCUGAAAAGUUCAUUGUAGUGCCAUUGGGAAAUGAACAUUUUUAAAAUGAGAUGUAAUUAGCAGGAAAUCAGUUGACAGAAUAUGACAAGACAACUUGAUUUUCAAACUAAUUCGAUGCACAGGUAGUUUCUUUCUUUGCGCAAUUUGUUAAUUGUGCUAGUCAGAUGUACUAUUCUUUUGAAAAUCAGGUCCAAAAAAGUGGAAUCCACGUUUCACACUGUAUGUGAUUCAGCUGCUCAGAUAUUUGGGUUUGAGGUGAUAUUGAUUUUAUUGUUGAGCCAUAAAUGAAAAUGAGAAUGUAAUUAGACAGUGAUCACUGACUUCAGUGCACUAUUGGAGAGCCAUUAUGUAAAAGGAAAAUGUGCAAUCAAUCUGAUAGCCUAUGUCAGAAGAAGAUACAUACCUAUUUUGCCUAAGAUCUUCUGCAAAUGUGUGUAGAUAAUGUGACCAAAUUGCAAGUAAAAUGAUGUAAAUAGUUUUUCAUUUUGUGAAGUGAAGUGCUCAUAUUAAAAAGAGUUUUAUGAGAUUGCUCUCAAACAAGUAAAGCUUUUAACUAAAUUUUAACUUUUUUAUUUUUUGAGUAUUUUCUUCCUCACAGAAUAGGUGAUAUCUCUAUAAGCAGGUUUGUCAAAAAAAUAAAUCAAUUACUGUUCUGGUUCUGUUUUGGUUUUCUGAAAACAUUAGAUAAAGAUAUUGUAGCUGAUAUGCUCAUUGUAAAAUGACUAUACCAACUUAGAGUGUUCUCUUCCUGUUUCUGAUUUAACAAUAAAAUGGACUAUAUAAUUACAGAAGCUAAUAAAUUUGAAGAAAAACAAGAAAAAUCUUACAUAGAUGAAAAUGCAGUUUUUGUUCAGUUAUGGGGAAAAAAGGGGAAGAUGGUGAUGUCUAUUUAAAAGCAUUUUUUUAAUUAGAGGUCUUCAAGAAAUGCAUUCUACAUGGGGUUUUUUUCUUUUUUAACCAGUUCAAGAUGCUCUUCCUGCAUUGAGACUGUAAUGAACAUCUACAUAUGUAUAACAUCCUGUAAAAGUCAAUAGAGCUCUGAACAAGAACAUUGCUAUACUUGCACUUCAUCUGAAUUAUUAGAGACUUAAUUUAUUUUCUAGUUAUUAUAAAAUUAAAGCAGGGACAGGACGGGAUGAAAACAGUUUGCACAGUAAAUGUCACAUCUUGAGCCUGCACUUUUAAAUGUCAAACUCUAUGGGUUAGGAGCAGUUUUAGAAGGUGCUAAGCUCUUUCAGUGUCUAGUUACAGAUUGUGUGCCUUAAUAUUAUGAUCUUGCCAGGAGCAAGUUCUAUUCUGUGUUGUACAAAAUGAAACAUUUAGCCUGUGGUAAACACCUGCAGGUAUUGCUUUUUAGGCAGUCCUUUUCUAUGUUUGCAGCUGGAAGUCUUCUCAUUGUAGCUGGAAGUCUUCUGAUUGAACCUGAAGUUGAUGGGAAGCAACAUGAAACUCAUGGUUGCUAACUGUAUUCUGAGCUGAUGUGAAAUUAGUCUUCCAGAGCCAAAUCUAUCACAGAUAAAUCUGAUUUAUCUACAGAAAAAUAACUGUGUUACAUCAAGGUUCAUCUGUGCCAUAAAUAUACAGUCAGUUUCGGUUCAUCAGAAAGCCCAAAACCUAGGCUGUUGGAAUUUUAGUUCUGACUUCUAGUCCUAAUUGAUGGAGACUGUGGAAAAAUGUCAUCACAAUUAGCAUUAUGCUUCAAAGAAGCCUAAAAGCCAGUAAGGUUCCAUUUGCAGGCCUGCCCUACCACUGUUUGCAUGGCAUUUGAGGAAUGAAAUCAUUUAUAUAACAUUACCCUUUUCUGUAGAGUCUCUUCCUACAACCAGGUUAUCAGAACCAAUGCUUGGGUAUUCUUAGCAUUUAUGUAUUUCUCUUUAGCACACUACAACCUGAAAAGAGGUGAGGGAACACUGAAAGCAUUCAACACAGUUUGGUGCUUUUUUUCUUGGUUUUAAUGCAAAAAAUAGUUAAGUGAAGAAUGAGUAUCACAUACACUAGGUCUGAGAGAUUUUGUAUAUUCAACUCUACAAUAUAUGUAACUCUGCUUACUCUGAUCCCAUUCUAUCUUGUUAGAAUUACAAUUGAUACAUAGUUUUACUUUAAAAAAAUUAAAAUACAUCCAUUUAGCUAAGUGACAGUUUAAAUAUGUUGGGAUUUGAGUGUAGUGCUGAUUCCUUAAAAUGGAGCUCAGUUUCAUGCAUUAUUGAUGCUCAGUCGAAAUCUGUGUGUACCAUAACGUCUUAAAAUGAGCUGAGUCAAGCAGAUACUCUGAAAGGUGAUGUGCAGCUAAAAAGCCUUCAGGGAGUUUACAUGUUGCAUGUAAAAGAGUUCAGGGUAAACACCUGCAAGGAAAUUAUCUGGCUCUAUUGUUAACCUAGUGAUGAUAAUUUCAAACUCAGAUGUAUUAGUAUAUUUUUCUCAGUUGUAUUUUCUUAAAGUGUUCUUUGCAUCCAUAUUAUCAGUCCAUUUUUUUUUACAAUGUUUAUUUUAGGUUACAUAGAAAGAAGCACCCAAUAUCCAGUGAAGUAUUCCAAAUAACAUUAUUCACAGGUUGACUUUACAGUUUUUCAAGGCCUUUAUUUUUUUAAAUAAACUGUAAUACAGUUUAACUGUUUACAUAGUUUUUAACUGUGGAGGAUGGAGGCAAAAUACAAGUAACCUUUUAUCUGAAUGCCUUUUUUGCUUUUGUUUGGCUCUAAUAAACAGUGAGUGAGUAUGGGUAUGUGUAGAGACCUAAGUCAGCAUAUUGCUUAAUUUAAAAGAAAAUGCUACUUGGGAAAGGAAAAGUUCACAUACAGGUUAACCGUGUAGACAAUUCUUUUUUUAAACAUGAGGAAAAGGAGGAACACUGCCUGUUUGAAAAAGGAGCAUCUCUCUGAAACGUCAUCUGCGUUCUUCCUGCCUAAACUUCGCUCCUCAUUGGUUUUGUGUGGUGUGGUACACAGCAGCCAUUGGAUAUUUACUCACAGAGCCCAGGACUAUGCCUUCCAUCCUCUGAACACACCCACCAGCUAUAGAGGACAACUCUGUUCUCUAGGAAUUCCUCCAGCAGCAGUUACUGAGGGGCACUUCUGAGUCUGUUGAUGCCACCAAAACAGCAAAAGCCUUCAAAGCAGAGCUGGGGAUCAUUCUGUACUGGGGGUCAAAGCUCUACUGAUGAAACUUUGUGCUGUCAAUGGUAGUCUUCACUCAAGUCAGUAGGAUUGAGAUUGAAGUGCAGUGUUGCAAAAUUUCCCCUUUGUCUCAGGUCCUUUUUUCUUUACCUUCUCUUCACGCUCUUACAUUGAUGCUACGAAGACUACUAGAAUGGUGCCCUGCACAGUUUCACAAGUAGGCAUGGUGAAAGAUGCUACAUGAGUCAGCCUUUUUUUCAUCUACUUUGUACAACACAGGAAUAUUUUUAUAAGGUUCCGUGGCUGGUUACUGUAUUCACUUUUUCCUGUUUUGAAGUUGAAGCAUGAGAGAGAGAUGAUUCAGAGUUGCCAGCAUGAAAAAUGGAAGUGAGUUCCAAAAAUUUUAACACUGGUCUGCUAAUCAAAUAAAAUAUGCUGAAAGGAACCGAUCCUUCACUCUUGCAGUACUUGAGCAUCCCUUCCAUUUGUAUGAUUUCCUAGUUUUCUGUUGCACGGAUGUUAUAAGUAAUGCCGAUUUCUUCUUGCUAUAUGCAUUGUUUGUUGUACAUAUCAAGGAAACUCCUGAAUGUCCUGUGCACAGCGUAAUAAUCUUGCAUUAAGGCUUGGCCUACCUAGGUUUGCACUUCUGUUAAUUGAAGGUUAAAAAUUAAUAUAGAGUGUUAUUUGCAAGACGGGGGAUCAUACAGCCAUAUUCAUGGCACAGUAUGCUCUUGCAAUGGCAUGUUCUUCACUGUGAAGUCAUUUUAUCCCUAUAUAGCUAACAGUCAGAGUGCUGCUGCCACAGGAUGACUAGCCCAUGGGGUUUUGAUACUAUGAACAAAAUUCUGAAAGUGGUGACAAUCACUAGCUAGCUUUUUUGGACUGUAAUGGGUGUAGGACUUCACCACAAUUUUGCCUUUUUCUGUUCACACCUACUCACUGUGACCAAGCUUUCUAAAUGGAGUAUUAAACAACUCGAUUUAAAGAUUAAUAGAUCUGCAUGUAUCCUGUAAUGACCUUCAGUCUUUUGAACUCCAGUAAACACUUAAAUCAAACCCACCACAGUUCUUAGCACUCCCUAAUUCCUUUUGCUGUCCGUUAUGAAAGCAGCUGUGGGACAGGUCAGUCUGAUAAUUUUUGAAACUAACCCCUGUGAUGUUCUUUAUUCAUUGCAACUUAUUUGUUCUCAGUAAGAAAAAGGCAGUAAAACUCUUGAGGUUUUCUAGUUGUUUCUGUUUCUGGAUGCUAUUAAACUUCCUGACUCAUCA